UAAUGAAUACAGACCCUGUUCCGCUCAAGCUCCAUAAACCUCUCUGGUCUUGGGCUUUUCCGCCCUGCGGUGAAAGCUACGGCGCGCCCCUGCGGUCACCACCUGCUCGGGCGGAACCCGCGGAGCGCGCACCUACGCCCCGGGCCCCUUUCCUCCCCGCCUCACCCUUUCCUGCCGAGCACCCUGCUUUCCCUUGCCCUGGCCCGGCUUGCAACUUUCCUUCCAGCCUGGCGCUCGCCCCACUUGGCUGGCCCCCAAGGGACGCUGCCUUCCUUCUGCGCCCCCGCCUUCCAGCUUCCCGCUCAGGGGCCGCGAGCCCUGCCCCUGGCCCUGCGCUGGAGGGCGGCUAGUCGGGCGCGCGCGCCCCCCGUCCGCGGGCCCCUCCCCGCCCGCGGCGCAGCUCCCCCUGCAGCACCUCCCCUCGCUGGGAGGGAGCCGGAGGGGGCUCCCGGCGCCGCGGCGCAGACCUGCUCGGGCCGCGCGCCGCGCCGCUCUCCUCCCAGAGCGGCGGCAGUAGCGGCGGCGGCCGCAGGGGGUUCCCGGCGCCCGCAGCUCCUCCUGGGAGCCGAGCGCGCCUCUCCUCGCGCCCGGCAUCCCUAGCCAGAUCCCCGCGCGCAGCUGCGCGGCCGCCAACAUGGAUUUGCUCCUUGUGCUGGUGCUCGGGUCCUCGCUCUACCUGCCGGCGGCCGCGGAGUUCGACGGGAGGUGGCCCAGACAAAUAGUGUCAUCAAUUGGCCUGUGUCGUUACGGUGGGAGGAUUGACUGCUGCUGGGGCUGGGCCCGCCGGUCAUGGGGACAGUGUCAGCAUUCUCCAAGAAUUUCAGUUUUAACUUAUUCUGAUGAAAUGCUGCUAAGUCAACUUGUUAUUCCUGACUGUCAUGAUGGAAAAACAGGAUUUCUUGGCCAGUCGAACCCUGACCAUUAUUAGCAGCGUUUCAGGUUUCUUCCAUUUACUUUCAUUAAACUGGGUUAUUUAUGUAUCUUCACAUGAAAUGGCUGAGCUUUCUUGGUAAUUCUUGUUGCUAUCCACAACCAAAGCAGCCAUGCAGAAGAUAAUGCUGUGGAAGGAAAGAAAAAACCUUAAUAUUUCUUCCUCAAGGCUGGAGAAGGGGAACAUACAGUGUGGAAGGAACAGGUAAGUGAAGAUGUGUCAAUUCCCAACCUACCAGCAUUGGUUACUAAUUGACCAAAAGUUUUAAUUUUUUUCAGAUAUUUUGUCCAACACUCAUUUAAGUAAAAGGAUACUGUCUCUUGGAACCAAAAAUUAAUAUUCUGAAAAUGAAAAAUUGGAUUGGAAGGUACAGUGUCACAAAAGGUCUGAAAUAUUUUAAUGUAGAAUUUGGACUAUGAAAGAAUAGCACAACUUCAAUUAUUGGGAACUAUUUUUGUUACAAAAUGUUUUUUAAUGACAAAAUGGUGACUAAAAUAUUACUAUUUUAAACAUGUCCUAGAUUUUUUUUU
Messenger RNA from Manis javanica (Malayan pangolin), 1461 nucleotides. The record is from RefSeq and is a predicted model, not a curated record. NCBI's taxonomy places the organism in Eukaryota, Metazoa, Chordata, Mammalia, Pholidota, Manidae.